AUGUCGUCAGGAUUGACGAGACGCCGCGGAGGCGGAGGCGGUGCCACCAACGACGGCGAGGCUAGCAAUGGUGCCAGUCGAGCCAACUCGUCCCAGAAUAUACGCGACAGCGGGCCCGAGACCAGCUACGAGGACGGCGAGAAUGGCCAGAAGAUUGCCUACGACCCGCGCGACAUCAGCGAAAGCGCCGAGAGAAGUAAACAGCCGAAGCUCACAUUAAUGGAGGAGGUGGUACUGCUAGGACUCAAGGACAAACAGGGCUACCUCUCCUUCUGGAAUGAUAACAUCAGCUAUGCGUUGCGAGGCUGCAUCGUCAUCGAGCUGGCCUUCCGAGGUCGCAUCGCCAUGCAGAAAGAUCCCUCGAGGCGGCGAUUCCCCCUAGCGGACCGUGUCAUCGAAGUCAUUGAUGGUACACUCACAGGCGAAGUUCUGCUGGACGAGGCCUUGAAGAUGAUGAAGCAGAGCGAGAAGAUGAGUGUCAGCACGUGGAUUGACUUGAUGAGCGGUGAAACCUGGAACCUUAUGAAGAUUGGCUACCAGCUGAAGCAAGUCCGCGAACGUCUGUGCAAAGGUCUGGUCGACAAGGGCAUUCUCCGCACCGAGAAGCGCAACUUCCUCCUUUUCGACAUGGCCACCCAUCCGGUCGCUGACGGCGGUGCGAAGGACGAGAUUCGGAGGCGCGUUAGGAACGUCCUCACUCAGCGGACCGUCAUACUGCCCAACUCGCAAUUCCUGCCCGAGAAUCUCGAGUUCCGAUACGUUCGGACCAUCGCUAUGGUUUGCGCCGCCUAUGCUGCCAACGUACUGGAGAAUGCUCUGAGCACCCUCGGACAUGAGGCUCGGGAACGGGCUUUCACGCAAACGGAUGAGCUGCUUGCCGAGUACUCCCAGUGGCCCUUUGGCCGGAAAACGGGCUCGACUGGCAUUGGGGCCAACAUCCCGCAAGUCGUUUCGGAUGAGGUCAACAGCGGGAAGGACAAGGAACUUCAGCUCGAAGUUGUGGCCGCUUGUCUGAACGUCUUCACUCGUCUGGAUUCGCUGCUAUAG
Anthostomella pinea is the source of this 1047-nucleotide messenger RNA. NCBI's taxonomy places the organism in Eukaryota, Fungi, Ascomycota, Sordariomycetes, Xylariales, Xylariaceae. The record is from the annotation of a GenBank genome assembly.